GAUCAUUUGAAGGAAAACACGUUUUUAUGGGGGUAUUUAUUUAUUAUGAAUUAAGCACAAUGAAAUUAUGUAAAACACACGAGACUGGCAAGUAGCGGAAGGAUGUCUGCUGAAAACUCAGAGAAAUUUGACCUGAAGACUUUGUUUCAUCAAUACAGGCGGGGAUCACACAAGGACUACGAUCUGUUUCUCAAUAUUUUGUCUGACCUGCAAACAAAGUCAGAAGAUCUACGAGUUUACUUGAGAACUAUCAAAGAUAAUGUCACAGAACUUUCCAGGGAAUUUGAGGAUUUGGUAGCGGUACUCUUGAAAUUGGACUGGGCCAGCAGAGAUGUUUGUGUGGUCAGGGAGUACCAGUCCUUACUCCUGGGCCUGGUCUGUGCCCACACCUACUACCUGAGAGCCAGUCUACGCAUGCUGGUCAAGUACUUCUCACCGCCUAUUGUCAAGAGCGAUACAGAAGAAGUGAGUGAUGAGAUCAGACAAAGACAGGAGGCCGUCUUUCUGAAUGUUCACAUGGUGCUGAAAGCCAUCUUGGAUUCUGUCCCAAUGUCAUCGACCAUCUUAAUGCCAUUGUUGCAUGAUUUAUUUCCGUACAUUGGGAAGCCUGUGUUUGUACAGGAGUGCUUUGUUAGGAACCUGCUACAAAUCACCAGCUAUCUUCCCAAUGGCAGGCAGAAAAUCCUAGAGCUAAUUACCGACAGAAUGCUGAAAUUGGACGUCCGUGCACCAAGACAGAACAUCCAGGAGAGCGAGGGUGAUGAAGAAGACAUGGAGGAGGACAUUGUGUUUGAUAUUGAUAUAGAGCAAGACUUGACAAGAGAUUUGGAUAACAGAGAUGGCAGUACAUAUGACAAGAAGUGCUCAGAUAAGCCCAUGACCCACAGGGAAGCUAACAUCCUGGACGUCUGCAUGCAGUUGACCUUGACCUACAUUUCAAAUGUCUGUUACUCAAAAGGUGAGUGUGACUGGGAGGCCACCAAGAAGCUGUACCGUGAGAUGCUGCUGGUGUUUGACCGACUCAUCCUCCCCACGCACGCCUCCUGUCAUGUCCAGUUCAUCCUGUUCUAUCUCUGUAGCACCAAAACUCCAAUCUGUGAGGGUUUUAUUGACUACCUGUGGAAGAAGGUCCAGAACCCUAACACAGAGAGCGUGUUCAGACAGGCCGCGGUGGGCUACAUCGGCAGUCUGUUGGCCCGGGCCAUGUUUGUACCCGUCAGCACUGUGACGGCGUGCCUGGACCUGAUGUGUCAGUGGGUACAUCUGUACUUGGACAGCACUAGUGAGGAUGUGGUUAACGCUGAUGUCAACCAUCACGGCCCGUUCUACUGUGUCUGUCAGGCCGUCUUCUACGUCUUUGUCUUCAGAAGCAAGGAAAUCUUUGAAACAAAGAAAGGCCACAAAUGGGCGGAGAGCCUGAACUUCCAGAGAAUUGUUACCAGUCGCUUGAACCCCUUGCGCAUAUGUCUACCUGUGAUUGUCAAAACUUUCUCCUCCAUCACAAGAAUGCAUCAGCUGGCUUUUUGUGACACGAUUAUUGAGCGUAACAAGCGCUGUAUUUUACCGGUGACCAGCAAUGGCUUGGGAUCAUCCUCUGUUGUCACCACUCUAGAUUCAUACUUUCCUUUUGAUCCUUACCUUUUAAAUAGGUCCGGUCGCUUUAUCAUUCCCUUGUAUCGAGAGUAUCAGGGUUGUAUUGAAGAAGACCAAGAGCUUUCAAAUGAUGAAGAUGAUUUUCUCCCUGAUGAAUCAUCUUCCACUGUGGAACCCCAGAGUGUGUCCCUCGGUAAAACACCAACAGACUUCCUACACUAUGGUAUUUCUCCAGGCUUCAAGCAUGUCCAAGACAUCACUUGAAUGUUUUACUAUAUGGACUCUGGUACCACUCUGUGCAAUGCUCUGUGUCAUAGAAUGACAUAGAUUUAACAGCUUUCUUGUUAGUGAGUUUCUGUUUGUCGAGUCAGCUGGUUUUAAGUGUUACUGUGUGUAACAUGUCUUUUUAGGGUUGUUGUAGAAUGUUUGACUGUACACCAACAUUGAAUUCAUGCAAAUUCACAUGGUUGAUACAUGUAUGUAUGUAAUGAAGCAGAGAUUUACAGCAUCUCUUUUCAAAAUAAUGUUGUAUUUGGAUACUUGAAAAAUAUAUUUUUUCUACAAUUCACUGGUCCUCAAGAUCAAAGAUGAGGGGCAAGUUGUUUCUGGUGUUUUACUUUUUUGUCAAACAUAAACUCAUUGUAACAUUUUACCAUAUUUAUACAACAAAAAUACUUCAUGAAGAGUGAUUUUGAAGGUCAAGGGCAAUAGUGAAAUUAGGUCACUGUGUAAGCUCACCCUCAAAUCCAUCUUAUUGUAUUAUAAAUAAUCACAUUUGUUUUAGUGAUGCCACAUUUAGUUUUUCGAACAGAUUACUUUUUAUUACCUUUGUGUAAUUGAACAGAAUUUGCUGUUUUUGUGUGAUAUUUAAUGUAUAUCAGGUAGUUAUUUGUAUGGACUAUUCAAGUUUCUUGAAAGCAUUCUAUUUAACUGCUGGUCAAUAGCUUGAAUAUUACAGAGAUUUCAGAAAACAAACAUUUUUAAAUUAAAAGUUAUAUCACAAAAAUGAAACUGUAAUAAAGAGAAGAAAUGCA
Molecule: messenger RNA, 2627 nt
Organism: Magallana angulata
Lineage: Eukaryota; Metazoa; Mollusca; Bivalvia; Ostreida; Ostreidae
Product: RNA polymerase I-specific transcription initiation factor RRN3-like
Exons: 16
Coding region: 103-1857 (584 amino acids)
Biological process (GO): transcription initiation at RNA polymerase I promoter
Cellular component (GO): nucleus
Molecular function (GO): RNA polymerase I core binding; RNA polymerase I general transcription initiation factor activity
Source: RefSeq, a predicted model, not a curated record